Molecule: messenger RNA, 852 nt
Organism: Penicillium odoratum
Lineage: Eukaryota; Fungi; Ascomycota; Eurotiomycetes; Eurotiales; Aspergillaceae
Product: putative mitochondrial inner membrane protease subunit Imp2
Exons: 2
Coding region: 1-852 (283 amino acids)
Biological process (GO): mitochondrial respiratory chain complex assembly
Cellular component (GO): membrane; mitochondrial inner membrane peptidase complex
Molecular function (GO): serine-type endopeptidase activity
Source: RefSeq, a predicted model, not a curated record
AUGCCGCCACAAAAACCACAAUCUCAACCCCAGCCCAAACAACGCAUCUUGAAUCCCCAAGCCGCCAAAUUACUCGCUCAAGAAAAGAACAAACCCGAGUUCAAACCAAUUGAGCAACAAUAUGCCUCCCUUGAACACCAAAAACCAUUAAAACAGGGCUCUCCACUUGUCUCCAAGUGGCACCUCCCCUCAGCCUUCUCCCGCCUCCGCCAACGCUACGCUACUCUCCCAUCCCCCAUCCGACGCACAUGUCGCAUUCUUCGUGUCCUCGCCCCUAUCAUCCCGAUCAGUCUCUUUUUCUCCGAACAUGUCGCGCAAAUCAUGUGGGUUCGCGGUCCGUCAAUGACCCCCUACCUGAACGAAGACUACGACCAAAUGCAAACAAAAUGCGACAUGGUACUGGUCAACAUGUGGCCCUGGGGCCCCGUCUUCCCCUGGGCUCGGUCAAAACGAAUUGAGCGGGGAAUGAUCGUGACAUUCCGAUCACCAGCCAAUUCCUCUCACAUCGCCAUUAAACGUGUCGUCGGUCUUCCAGGUGACCGUAUUACCACCCGCGAACCCUGCAUGAAACCUACCCAGAUCGUCCCAUUUAACCACGUAUGGCUGGAGGGUGAUGCGGAGGAUCCUCGCAAAACGCUCGACAGCAAUACAUAUGGACCGGUUAGCAUUAGUCUGAUUACAGGACGCGUGCUCGGUAUUCUAGGACCGCGGAUGCGUUGGUUGAAUUGGGAAGAUUGGGAGACUGGAAAGUCAGGCGGGCCGUCAACGGACAAUUCAGAGGAGAAUUACCGACAGAGUGUGCGGGAUCGGGUUGUAAAAGAGGCUGUUAAGUUGGAGCGUCCGGACUUUUAG